GUCCAUAAUGAGACUCUUUAAAGCUGCUGCUCCAUACAGCAUAUUAAUUUAGUCGCAGAGAACUGGACUUUGGAAAUACGCAGUACUUUUGACACAAGUGACGCGGCUGCAUUUCGGCGUUUCCAUCCAUUUUUGUGGACUUACUUUCACUUUGAUCGCAAACGUUAAGGAAACAUCAUGCUGCUCCUCUUACUGGGAAUCGUCGUCUUGCAUGUGGCAGCACUGGUUCUGCUCUUCGUGUCAACUAUAGUCAGUGCAUGGGCUGUUAACCCCAGCAGCAGUUCAGACCUCUGGACAAACUGCACCACAUUGAAUGGAGCGUCCAAAUGUGACCCUGCUGACACUGGAGUUUGGAUCCAGGCAGUCCAAGCUCUCAUGAUCCUGUCAAUCAUCUUCAGCUUCCUGUCUCUCUUCCUGUUCUUCUGCCAGCUCUUUACUCUCCAGAAGGGUGGACGCUUCUUCCUCACUGGAGCAUUCCAGAUCUUUGCUAGUCUUUUCGUUAUGAGUGGAGCUAUCAUUUAUACGGUAAUGAACUCCGAAUGGGUCCCUGAGUCAGAGUCCUUCGGCUUUUCCUUCAUCCUGGCCUGGGUAGCCUUCCCUCUGGCGUUCAUAAGCGGCUUAAUCUACGUCAUCUUGAGAAAACGAGAGUGAGGUGGCACCACUCUCUUGCGGCCGCCACCUGGAAAUACAGCUUUGAAGCCAAAGUAUCACACUGCAUCCACAGAGAAGUGAAAUCACGCAGUAUCUUCACCCAGGGGGUCAGUCAAAAUCAACCCCGUUGCCACCCCGAAAAGACAUAUUCAAUACUGUCAUCAUUUGAAGAUGUGUAUAUAGUAUCUUUGGUUUAAAACCUAUUUAUAACACUUUUUACAUAUAUGUACAUAGUAUUUUAUGUUUGCUCUGUUGACAAAGAACCUCUGAGAGCUUUUCUUUUAGCUAAUUAAGUGCCUAGAGUGUGUUUGUCUCAGAUAUGUCCAUCAUUAGCCAUAAUGUGUGUUUGUGUCAAUUUUUCUUUGCUCAUAAGGCCAAAAAUACUUAUAAAAAGGUUUUGGAUGUAUUUUAACCGAAGUGCAUGUAUUAAAUUAUAGGGACAAUGAAAGGAAGCGUUUUCAGUGAAGCUGCAUUGAGAAUUUAGAGAUGAAGUAACUUAAAACACCAUCGUAAGAUCGGCAGUUUUGAAAGUUUUUUUUUUUUUUUUAAUAGUUUUUGUUUUCCAACAAAAAAUGGUGCUAUGUAUUUACCAUUCCUUUAACUAAUAGCCAUUUAGACUUUAUUUAGAAGGACAUAACAUGACUGAAAGCCAAAAUCAGAACGACAUUGAAUAGUUUGUGCUUGUGCCUAUAACACAAUGCUGUAUAUACAGUAAUCACUGAAAAAAGGUUCAUUUUAUAAUAAAACAAACAAAAUGUGUUCUGAGUAGCAUGUGGUUAUUAGUUUAGAUUUGGGAGAUUGCGAUGGAGGAAACAGAGACGAGGAAUUAUUGAUUUUAGUUGGAUUUUAAAGUUACUUUUAAGAGCAGUAUUAGCAGCAGGAUUUGAGAAAGGCAGUAAUUCAUUCACUCGGUUGAAUAAAUGUCGCUAAUAUAAUCCAAAUACAAUUCAAAUAUAAUGUUUGAUGGAUUUGGUCACUUGUUAGCUGAUCGGGGCAUUUAAAUAAUUAAACAGUUGAGGCGAACGCCCUGCGUAUUCAAAUCAGACAAGCAUAUAAAAAUAUAAAGUAAACAUGAAAUAAAGGUAUAGUUUUUUUCCAAGUAUCAAAAUGACAGCUUACAAUCCUCUAUAUACACAAUAUAUCCAGAAAAACAUAUUUAAAAGCAUCCAAGUGUUGUGUAAAAAUGUGUUGUGAACUGACCACUGAUAACAUGAUGGUGGACGCAUCAUAACAACUGCAUGCAUGGAAAGAUUUUUCAAUACUUGAAACAUAACAUGCUGCAAUGUCUACCAUUUUUGAGAUGCUCCGUUUCUACUCACAUAACUCACAGUAAUUUACAAUGUACUGUAAUAGCAUGUGAUUGUAUUAAAAGAGAAACGUAUUACUUACAAUUAAAGGCCCUAUUCUGAGGACCAUGUAUUAGAUUGCUUCUCCUGCAACUCCAAAAACAAUAAAUGAUGUUUUGUUAUGAUGAACUGAUCACGUUGCCUGUUUUCAUGGUUGUAAUGGCCUGAUGAAUGCCUGACUAAAUCCCCUUCUGCUUGUUUUUUUUCUGUGACUGAACAAACAACUUCAAUUAUUCAUUUUACCUGCAAUCAAACAGUUUAUGAUACUUUUUCUUUCUUGUGUGUAAAGGGAUUUCUGUAUGUAGCGAUUGAUAGUCCUCUUAAAAAUAUUAAUAUUUAAUCAAUAUGUGGUCUAUUCUGACAUGGGACCAGCACUAGAAAAAUGUUGUAUGUGCUCAUUUCCCUACAUUGUAAUACUUUAGACUGCAGUCGUUACUUGACAACGUAAGGCUAAAACCUGACAUAACCCCCGAAUCGUGUUGUGUUCAUUUGAUCUGGCUAAACAGUUGUAUACAGUGUAAUAUUUGUAUUUAAUUGAAUGUUGUGGUGCUCCUUCUGAAAACAGCUGUACUGUAAGACGUGUCUGAAGGAGUGUGAGCUCUGAUGAAGACUGUUCAUUCACAAGAACCCAACUCUGUGACUCUGACUCGCCUCUUUUACGAAAGCUUGUGUUUGUGUGUUUAUUAAAAGCUAUUAAAAAGAAAUACUGCUUGCCAGAAAA
This is a messenger RNA of Onychostoma macrolepis, 2718 nucleotides long. It is a transcript of the gene pmp22b, whose product is annotated as peripheral myelin protein 22b. Gene Ontology annotation, cellular component: plasma membrane. NCBI's taxonomy places the organism in Eukaryota, Metazoa, Chordata, Actinopteri, Cypriniformes, Cyprinidae. Bases 178 to 651 code for a protein of 157 amino acids. The record is from RefSeq and is a predicted model, not a curated record. The transcript has 5 exons.